Molecule: messenger RNA, 2076 nt
Organism: Oryza brachyantha (malo sina)
Lineage: Eukaryota; Viridiplantae; Streptophyta; Magnoliopsida; Poales; Poaceae
Product: shewanella-like protein phosphatase 1
Exons: 11
Coding region: 128-1375 (415 amino acids)
Molecular function (GO): hydrolase activity
Source: RefSeq, a predicted model, not a curated record
CUUGACUCCCACCUUUCUUUUCACCGCGCGUCUUCUACCUAAUUAGUUACGGCGUGGUUUCACCGCCACGUCUUUUUUUAUUUUGCUCGUACGGAUAGGGAUAGAGAAGUGACCAGCGGGCAGCGGCAUGGCGGUGCUUCCGCCGGUGAGGGUCGCGGCGGCGGCGGCUUUUGGCCGCUGCUCGUCGCCGGCGACGGCUCCUGCAGGUUGCUGUCGUGGUUGUCCUAGAGGAGGCCGUGCCGUGGCCAGCGGGACCAGGCGGGGUUCUCUCGCGUGCUGCGCCGCGUCUGGGGGAGGGGGAGGCGGCGGCCGGCCGGCCAUCGCCGUCGCCGGGGACCCGCCCACGUUCGUCAGCGCGCCUGGCCGCCGCAUCGUCGCUGUUGGUGACCUCCACGGUGAUCUCUACCAAACGAGGGCGGCGCUGAUGAUGGCUGGUGUCCUGAGCUCAGAAUCGGAUGGCCAUGUAUGGACAGGAGGGCAGACGGUGCUGGUUCAAGUUGGAGAUAUCCUUGACCGCGGUGAGGAUGAAAUCGCGAUACUCUCUCUCUUGAGUUCACUGAAUAUGCAGGCCAAAUCUCAAGGGGGUGCAGUGUUUCAGGUUAAUGGAAAUCAUGAAACCAUGAAUGUGGAAGGUGACUUUCGGUAUGUCGACCCAGGAGCAUUUGAUGAGUGCAUACGCUUCGUGGAGUACUUGGAUGAAUGUGGUGGCAACUGGGAUGCUGCUUUUCUCAACUGGGUUAAUGUUUGUGAAAGAUGGAAGGAAGAAUACCCAACGUCACCCAAUGGUGACUGGCGUCCUUGGAACUUUGUCAAGAAGCAGAAAGGUAUUGCUGCUAGAGCAUCGCUUUUCAAGCAAGGUGGCCCGUUAGCUUGUGAGUUGGCACGACAUCCCGUUGUCCUAAGUGUUAACGAUUGGAUCUUCUGCCAUGGUGGCCUUCUUCCUCAUCAUGUUGAAUAUGGUAUCGAGCGUAUGAACAGAGAAGUAUCAGUUUGGAUGAAACGUUCGAGCGUAGACAGCGAUGAUGAGCUAGAUAUCCCCUUCAUAGCAACUAGAGGCUAUGACAGUGUAGUAUGGAGUCGUCUGUACUCACAAGGGCCUACAGAAAUGACGCGCCAUUCCUGGAAGCUAUCUUCUGUGGUUGCCGAACGAACGCUGAAAUCUGUGGGAGCCAAAGGGAUGGUGGUGGGGCACACUCCCCAGACUCGCGGGGUGAAUUGCAAAUGCGAUGGCAAGGUUUGGUGCGUCGAUGUGGGCAUGUCUUAUGGUGUUCUCUACUCAAGACCAGAGGUCCUAGAAAUAGUCAAUGACAGACCAAGGGUUUUGAAGAAUCGGAGGGACUCAUACGAUGAGAUGGAAGUGCUGGACUAUCUAUGAAACCUGAAGAAACUUGUGCAUCUAUACCAAAAAUUCUUUGUCUGCAAAGCUACUGUACUAGAUAAAUUUGGACGGACAUACAGGAAUGGAAAAUGCUAGCUAGAGGGACUGAUAUACACAAAAAGAAUUUGAUCUUCCUCCAUCUGUGACUGCUGUUGGGUGCUUCUCUUGCACACAUGGAAACCGAAGUCAGAAGCUUAUGUCUGCAACUUGGUUGUGCCUGUCGAAGCAUACAGAUUUCCCUUUGAGGAAUUUUUGGUGGCCACCAUCAAAAUCAAACUCAGGAAUGAAUAUAAUUAACUGAAGAAGGCAUGUAUAAUUGUAUAUCAAUAGGAUUCUCAUACAGCAUCUGCAUACAGUAAGCAAGCUGGUGCUAUUUUUCUUUUAUGGUGGCUGUAGCACAUUCAGAAAGCUAUUGUGUUUUAGACUUGCAGUGUUCAGACAAACAGAGAAUGAAUUGUGCAGCAUCAGCAACCUUUCCUAUGUAGCCCUGAUGCCGAGUCAUGCUGAACAUAUCUUGUGUGAGCAUUGUACAACACAAAACCUCAACUGAGCAAUUUGACAGAUGAAUACACUCUGAAACCACCUGUCAGUUAGUGCCUCAAUGAUUGUUUUAGUGACAAUUUUUGACCAUGAUGACUUAGUGAUCAAGGAAGUUCUCCAGGAGAAACUUCUGAUGGCCCUGCCAAACUAGUCAAGGG